Molecule: messenger RNA, 2879 nt
Organism: Limulus polyphemus (Atlantic horseshoe crab)
Lineage: Eukaryota; Metazoa; Arthropoda; Merostomata; Xiphosura; Limulidae
Exons: 13
Coding region: 135-2291 (718 amino acids)
Molecular function (GO): protein binding
Source: RefSeq, a predicted model, not a curated record
CUGGUGUAGUGGAGCGAUGGUGAAAAGUGUUAAUGGCGGGUCAGUGUUGAUGUGUUGGGCAGCUGUCUGCACCAUAUGUUUAUCAAGCUAUAUAUGCAGUGGCUUCUCAAGCCUGAUGAUAUCAUAAAGUUGUGAUGGCAACGUAUACAGAGCACUUAGAACUUAAUGGAUUAGACGAAGAAGAUGAACUGACAGAUGAUGAGGUGUUCACUCGUGGAGGAAAGUCUAUUCCACUUGACGAAAAUGGUAUCAGCAAACCUCUUAUGGCUCCUCGCCACCGUGCCUCCAAGACUGAUGUCCUACACACUAGAGUAAGGAAAGUGCCCCCUUUAAGAGUAAUCUGGGGCCCCAUUAUUUAUGGACUUAUUGCACUAGGAGCUGUUAUAGGAAUCAUCUGUCUGGUGGUUUUUCUAAUCAAUACUUUCAUGGCACAUUUAUCAACUUCACAUCGAUUGCUUCACACUCAAACUCAGCAAGCCAUUUUACCCUGUACCAACAUAACAGUUAGUGAUAUCUGGUUCCAGACAUUCCCGAUGCUUACCACAGAAACAGCAGUGAGACUCGAUGACAUAAAUCUUGAUGGAGCUGAAGACAUCAUUAUGGGGUUUGGAACAGGUGCCGAUGCCUUUUAUUACCCACCCGUGGUUUGUGAUGUCUAUUUUGAUGGGAAAAAAGCUUGUGGGGGUGGAAUUCUAGCUUUGAACGGACGUACUGGCCAAGAAAUAUGGAGGCGUUAUACACCACAUGAAAUAUUUGGAAUCAACUGUAAUGCUGACUUGGACGGAGACAAAAUAAAGGAUUGUAUCGGUGCUGGGCGAAUGGCAGGUCUACUGGCAGUUAGUGGAAAAGAUGGAACUGUUAUUUGGAAUUUCAAGGAUUCUGAUGCAAAAAUCAAAACAUCAAAUAUGUAUACUCCUGUUUAUAUCAAUGAUAUAAACUCUGAUGGAGUCCCAGACCUGGUCCAGAUCCAUGGAGGAGACCCUUUGAAGGAGCCAGGAAGCCCUACGCGACUGAUUGGAAGACUGUUAGUGAUCAGUGGGAGGAAUGGACAGGUUGUUCAGUGGGUGGAAGUACCCGACAAGAAAGAAAGUUACUAUUCUCCACAGAUACUCACCCAUCCCGAUGGAAGUCAGCUUGUCAUGUUUGGGACCGGAGGGGAAACGCACGGUGGUUCCUUGUGGUACAUCAGUUUGGCAGAUUUGCUGAAUGGCCAUAUAGAAAAGGCUGACACGAUUUACACGGAUAAAUACAAAGGGAUUAUGACGCCUCCAGUGUUAAUCGAUAUUACAAAAGACGGAGUUUUGGAUAUUGUAAUGGCCAUGUUUAACUCCUCUGUGAUUGCAUUCAACGGACUUACAUUUGAAACCAUCUGGGUAUCUCAUUUUCCCAGCUCAGAGUCUUACAGCACACCAGGAGUUGGAUACUUCAAUGAUGAUGAUGUUCCCGAUUUCAUUGUCAACUACCAAACUGGUCCUGGUUUUCCGGUGUAUUAUUACACACAGACUACUAUAUUAGAUGGAAGAAAUGGUCAGCAUUUACUGUCGGAGCCAAUCAAAAUGGUAGUGGGAACACAAUCUUCACCAUUGGUUAUUAGUGCCGAAGGUUUUGGUAAUGAUAUCUUUCUUUACUGGGUAUCGGACUGCCAUGGUGUGUCUGGUGAAAGUUAUAAUCUAGAAUUUAGCUUUGUGCAUGGCACAACCAUUCAUGAACAGUCAAGAGCAGACUUCUGUAAGCUCAGGUUUAAGGAGAAGUUAUUUACUAGAAUGUAUGCACUUAACCAUGCCUCGGGACCACCAGGAACAAUCAUGUAUGAUUCAGGUACUUUAGUUAAGCCACUAUCAGAAGAUGGAAAAGAAAGUCACAGCAUGGACAUUGUUUUUGCUACAUUUUGGUUCUAUCCAGCUAAGACACAAGCUCUGGUACCAGAGGAUCGGAAGUGUAUCCAAGAGAGAUUAUCUGGAGAGGCUGAACGAUUUCAGCCAGAAAGUAAGUAUUAUGGAUUGGACCAUGAUGCAUAUGAAGAAGCUGUGACAUCAGAAUGCUUAAAAAAGAGUGGACAUGAUGCAAGAGAUGAAAAGGGAACUUAUGUGAAUGUUGGUGAAUACAAUCCAUUCAAUCGUCCAAUGGGUCAAAUGACUGUGUAUCGGUUGAAGAUAUCAUGCCACUGUGAUGCAGUAGACUUGCCUGAUGGGCAAGAAUGCACAAACAUUCUUCCAUUUCACCAGCAAGGUUGGUCAGGUUACAUGGGGCCAAAGGGCGACAGUGUUUUCAUCCCACGCCCUUCUUCAUGAUUAACUGCCGUGUGGUGUAUUGUGAGUUAAUGGGUAAGUAGAUGUUCACCAGGUUGGCUCAGGACUAUGAACAAGAAUGGAAACUUGUGCAGCUAGCCCUAAUCAUAACUUUAUUGUACUCUUUAUGUAAUGAUACAACACUACAGUACAGUUCUAUUGAGAGUGACCUACAAUAGAUGUUCAGAAUGUGUCUAAUCAUUUGAAUGUCAAAAUCUAAAGGUUCCUUGUUCUUUUUUUUUUUUCCUUUUCACAAUACUGCCAUCUUUUGAAGUACUGUCUGGUUUAUUAAAAAAUGGUCACUUUUUCUUGUUAAGCACAUUAUGGAAAACACAAGCUUUUUAUUUAGCCUUCCUAAUAUCUGCUAUAUCACAGAAUGUUUUUAGUCUAUGAGAUGUAGAUAGUGAGUUAGUCAGAUAGUUAGUGAGAUAGUCAGAGCAUAACGUAUUUUAUCUUUAACUUGGAUUAUUUUUUACUGGAAAGAUACAUUUUGUAAAAUAAAAUUACAAUAGAUGGUGAUGGGUCAUACACACGGGCAGACAUUUUUCCAGAGAGGUGCAAAAUAGUGUGAAAAUGUAAAUUGAAUAAUAA